Molecule: messenger RNA, 1281 nt
Organism: Pipistrellus nathusii (Nathusius's pipistrelle)
Lineage: Eukaryota; Metazoa; Chordata; Mammalia; Chiroptera; Vespertilionidae
Source: the annotation of a GenBank genome assembly
AUGAAGCCCUGGCUGGGGCCUGGGGCUGCUGCCCUCCGCCUGGGCUGGCCGGCUCAGCUGCUCUGGGUCUCAGCCCUGAGCUCCGCUGUCUCCCCGCCUGCUCCUCCUUCUCCGAGAACCAGCUCCAGUCUGGGAAGAUCUGUCCUCGGCCUUGACAAAUGCAAUGCCUGCAUCGGAACGUCUAUUUGCAAGAAGUUCUUUAAAGAAGAAAUAAGGUUUGACAGUUGGCUGGCCACCCACGUCCAACUGCCUCUGGGCUCCUUGCCUUCUUACCCUGCAAAUUACUCAGAUGACUCCAAAACCUGGCGCCCUGUGGAGAUAGCGAGGCUGGUCAGCACACAGCAGCAUGAAAUCUCAGACAGGAGAAUCUGUGCCUCUGCCGCAGCCCCCAAGACCUGCAGCAUCGAGCGUGUCCUGAGGAAAACAGGAAGGUUCCAGAAAUGGCUGCAGGCCAAGCGCCUCACCCCAGACCUGGUGCAGGGCCUAUCCAGCCCUCUCCUGCGCUGCCCAUCACAGCGCCUCCUGGACCGCGUGGUCCGGCGCUACGCUGAGGUGGCCGACGCAGGCAGCAUCUUCAUGGACCACUUCACGGACCGCGACAAGCUGCGCCUGCUCUACACACUGGCUGUCAACGCGCACCCCAUCCUCCUACAGAUCUUCCCAGGAGCAGAGGGAUGGCCGCUGCCCAAGUACCUGGGCUCCUGCGGCCGCUUCCUGGUCAGCACCAGCACCAGCCCACUGCGGGACUUCUAUACUGCGCCCCCAGACCAGGCGGCCGACCUGGCCCACCAGCUCCUCAGGAUCCUGGAGUCUCUGCGGAGCAACGACCUGAACUACUUCCUCUACUUCACCCGCGUGGAUGCCUCCAUGUUUGGCAUCUUUAACAACGGCCAUCUGUUCAUCCGGGACGCCAGCGCCUUGGGAGUCAUCGACAGGCAGGAAGGCAGCCCAGCGGCCAGGGCAGCGGAGAGCCAGGACAUCUUCAGCUGCCUGGGCACUGGCUGCCAGGCGGCGCCGCCCCCCUGUGACGCGGUGCCUGAGGGGCAGAGCGUGGUGCUGGUGUGCCGGCAGGUGCUGCCCGCGCUCCUCCGGGGGAAGUUCCCCCCCGCCGUGCAGGAGCUGAUAGACGGCCUCCUGGCCACGUGUGGGGACAGUGCCCGCCCAGACCCCGAAGUCCUGGAGGCCGCUGGCCAGCUCCAGAGCAUCCUGAGACCCCUGAGGACGUGUGACCCCAGGUUUGCCUACCGCUACCCGGACUGCAGGUACAAUGACAAGUUCUGA